AUCUGGAGCGGACUGUCUGCGUCUCCACUAUGCAAUGAACAAACCGAUGGAAAGUCGAUAGGCGAGUACGACUGUGUGCAUUCAGACCUGUUAUCCUCAGCGCGUUCGCCAGUUCAGAACUUCCAGCUCAACUCAACAUGUAAAGUGCGACUGGCACCAGACGUACCCGACAGAUUGGUGCUGUUGAACUGUUAUCGGCAUGAUUCCGCCUGCGAACAUGAUUCAGGAGGACACGAUGGGCAAGGAGAACGAGCGGGACCACCGUGAGCCUCAGUCCCCCUCAUCCAUCAGCCAGCAGGAGUCAAAGCUGCAGAGGCUAAAGCGUUCGCUGUCCUUCAAGACCAAGAGUCUUCGCAGCAAAAGCGCUGAUAAUUUUUUCCAGCGGCCGAUCGAGGAUGUGAAGUUUCAAACAGAACUCCUCUCAGAUGUCAGCAGCAGCACAGGUCAUCUGAGCAGCAUCGGUGUGUCUGUCACGGCCUCCCCAGCGAUGUCACUUCCUCCACCACCCCCACCGCUUCCCACCGUCAUCCCAGGCAACCUACCAAUCACAAUCUGUUCUCCAUCCCGUGCCCCUCGCCAGACGGACCCCAAUGCCCACACCUUCCUGGAGCACAUCUUCAAGAAGCCUCAUUUCUGUGACAUCUGCAACCACAUGAUUGUAGGCACCAAUGCUAAGCUGGGCCUUCGGUGCAAAGCCUGCAAGAUGGGAAUCCAUCACAAGUGCCUGGAUGGAGUUGGACAGCAGAGAUGCAUGGGGAAACUGCCCAAAGGUUUUCGAAGAUAUUCUAGCUCUCCUCUGCUGAUUCAGGAACAGUUUGGGUGCAUCAGGGAGGUUAUGCCUAUUGCUUGCGGCAGUAAAGUUGACCCGGUGUAUGAGACUCUGAGGUUUGGAACUUCUCUGGCACAAAAAAACAAGCGAACCAGUGGAUCAGAGUCACCACAGAGAAACUCUACCAGUGAUGUGGCUCAGGUACCAGAAGAAAAGGCUGCCCACUGCAGUCGAGCUCAACUUAUCAGGAAACCCAGUGACAAUGUUUUUAUGCCGUUGGAGAAUGGAACUGAACAUUUUCAUGUUGCUGAAAGGAAAGCAGAAGAAUCACCCUCAGAAAGGGAGCUGAAGAGAGACCCCCUGCUGCUAAAUACCUAUGUGGCUUUGUUUGGAUUCACAGCCCAAGACAACCAAGAUCUAGAAAUGAGACCCGGAGAUCGAAUAAUCCUGGCAGAUGAUUCCAACGAUGACUGGUGGAAGGGUGUGAUUGAAGAUAGAAUUGGAUUUUUCCCAGCAGCCUUUGCGCAUCAAGUGACGUCAAGCGACAGGGUGUUCAGGUGUAACCGAACCUUUAUUGGGUGUAAGGAGCAAGGACAGAUCACGCUGAAAGAGGGACAAAUUUGUGUCAGCGGUGAGAACGAACACAAUGGCUUCAUCAGAGUAGCCAGUGGGAAAAAGAGAGGAUAUGUGCCCUGUGACGUCCUGGAGAAUAUAUGAGGUGAAAGAACACUGAAAAUAAUGGUAAAAACAAAGAGACAUUUCAAAACGAUGGCUCCAGCACUGCCUCAAGAAACUGGAGGGCUCUCAGGAGGGACCGGGAGACCCUCACUGACACAGAAUGAAUGUACAGUGACAACGAAGAGUGUUUGGAUACUUAAAAAUGUAUGUAUUUCAUUCAAUUAAUAACAAAACCAUUAAAUCUUCUGCAAACAAAUACAGCCAGAGCUUUUCUCAGAACUCAUUUCACUUAACUUAAGUUUACGAAUUAAGAAUACCCCGUUUACACUUGAUAUUCACCCAAAACCGAAUAUUUAGUCACCAUUUGCUCACCCCCAAUUUGUUUCAAACCUGUUUGAGUUUUUUUCUUCUGUUGAACAUAAAAGAUAUUUGGAAGUAUUAUGGAAACCAAGAAGGCAUCACAUCGGCGCAGUAGGUAGCACAAUUGCCUUACAGCAAGAAGGUCUGUGGUUCGAGCCCUGGCUGCGCCAGUCGGCAUUUCUGAAUGUAGUUUGCAUGUAUUCCCAUGUUUUCGUGGAUUUCUUUCUGGUGCUCUGGUUUCUCCCACAGUCCAAAGACAUGCAGUACAGGUGUAUUGAAUCAGCUAAAUUGGCUGUAGUGUAUGUGUGUGAAUGCAAGAGUGUGUGGGUGUUUCCCAGUGUUGAGUUGCAGCUGGAAGGGCAUCUACUGCGUAGAGCAUAUGCUGGAUAAGUUGGUUCAUUCCACUUUGGUGACCGCUGAUUAAUAAAGGGACUAAGCCGAAAACAAAAUGAAUGAAAGGAAACCAAGAACUUUUGACUUCCAUAUUUUAGAUGUCAGUGUAUUUGUUUCCAUCCAUCUAUUUUAAUGCAGAUUUUGGAAUAUUCUAAUAAAACUUUUGAAGCUAAUUUUGAAAAUGUACAUAAAACGUUAUGUGCCCAAAUUCCCAAAUUGUUUUAUCAGAUCUAGUGAUAACACAAAUGUGUGCAAAUGCACUGUAAAAAUUAUAUGAUCAAUUAGUCCUGACAGCAUAUGUUUUUAGGUUACUGUAACUUAUUAAACUAAUCAUGUUCAACCAGAAUUUUUUUACAGUAUAGACAAACCAGCAGACUGACCACAUUAUGAAACACCUCAAAUUGUCUGCACCAAUAGCCUGACAUGUAGCACUGAGAUGCUCACAGCAACCUGAUUUCAAUUCCCAACUCAAGAUCUUUUGCCAAUCCUUCCCGCCUCCCUGCUCACCACACUAUUCUAUAAUCUCCACUGUCUUGUCCAAAAAAAGGUGAAACACAGCUAAAAAAUAAUUAUAAAAAUAAAUCUUGGUCUUGGUCAUUCUAAAAUGCCUUCGUUAAAGUCCGUCAUCAAAGUUGUUUAGUGUUAUCAAUCUGCUGAAAUUUAUGCGCAAUGAUUUUGGGUGUAUUGUAACUAAAACCUUAAUAUAUGAAAUAAAAAAUAAUACUUAUUUAACUUUUAUUUAAUGUUUAAAAUGCAAAUCCAAUUAGAUCCACUUAUUUGGUAAACAAAGCAAGUCUCUCAUACAAUAUAUCUACUAAAAGACAUUUUAAAUUUUACAAAUACAUUUUCUUUACAUUUUCAUAUUAGUCAAAAAUAUUACUGAAAUUAACUUAAAAGCUGAAUAAUUUACACACAUUUACACAAGUAAAUAAAUAGACUCAAUGAUGGGCUAAAAAUGUGUGGAAAUCAUGCAGAUUCUGUGUGGGCCUAGUUAUUGUCUGCUCUGCUAUUAACUGCCUAAAGGGAACUGUCACACCUCCAAAAGUCAUGAUGUGUUCAUUGCAUUUCAUCACUAUCUUCUGAGGAAAGUAAUUUAUUAUAUAAAAAAGCCCCAUAGUGGCUUCUCCUACCACAGCAAACAGUUUUUCUUUUUGAUAUUUGGCGCCUGUUUAUCAGGAAGUGGUGGUUUUAUUUUCUUUGACCCAUUGCUUUAUUCACAAAUGUUUUAUGUGAUAUUUCAUUUUUGUGCAUAAAUCUAAUUUGCAUAUUUGGAUGAAAACAGCUACUGGCUACCUGUUUUCGGGAUUCUGUCUUCACAUUAUCUUAAUUUGUGUUUAACUGAAGAAAGAAACUCAAACAGGUUUGGAACAAGUGAAGGGAGAGUAAAUAAUGACAUUUUUUUUAUUUUUGGGUGAACUGUCACUUUAAGGUACAUUUGGCUGUUUUUUGUUUGAGAAACUACACCAAAUGCUAUUGGUUUGAUUUAGAAUCAGCACUGACAACAGAGCAUUGUGUUUUUUAACAUUUUUUGCUUUCAGAUUUACACAUUCAGAUAACAAAGUUGUUUUGACAAAGUCUUCGACAGCACAUCUCAUAAUAUUAAAGAAUUAACUUAACAGGCAAAAAAGUAGAUCGUUUGUAGCAUUUAGCAAGCAAUCCAUAAUUUAGCAUUGUCUACUUGUGAUUGUAUACCAUUAUUUUGAACGGAAUGUCUUUAUUCUUAAUGAAUGUCUUAAUUCUUUAUCAUUCAAAACCUUCAGGUAAAUGUUCAUUUCGUUAAAUGCCACUCGGUUUGAUGUUUUGUUAUUCUAUUGCGAUGAUAUGCUAGCUUAAUUAUCCAAAUACUUUUUGGGGCCAUUGUAUGUGUGUUAACUGCUGAAUGUAAGUGUCAUUUGUUUUACUUUUCUCAUCUUCUGAAGGAGAAUUGUGUUUUCUGUAUUUAAUUUAUUGACUGUUAGAACAGGGGGGUCAUCAACCAUGCUAUUUUUCCACUAUCAGAUAUUCACUAUAGCAUUGCAAAACACUGCACACUAUUUUUGAAUUAUCUUAAUGUUAAGGCAGCAUAUUUAUUGCUUCAAUUUUUUUUCAGUAUUUAUUUAUUUUUUUUACAUAAAAUGGUUUCAGACAUUUUUUCAAUAAAUGUACAAGUGCUUUUUUUGGUUGCUGUCAAAAACACUUUAAACAGUUUGACAAUUAGGUUAAUUUAACUUGCACUUCCAGGAUAUUAUUUCCCACUUACGCUAGUGCAGAAGAGAACAGAUCUAUUCAGAUGCAACUUUGAAUGAAAAACAGAAAAUACACAUUCUUUAAUUAAAAAAAACACUAUAGGCUGAUGAAGCUUCAACAAACAAAUCUCAGCAAAAAAAGUCUAUGUUUUUUUCAAAGCCUGCGUAUUCAGCUGUCUCGAUUUUUCAAACAUAUGUCAUCUAUGCUGAUUAUCUUUUUAUUAAUAAGACAUUUUAUUUUAGGACAAAGAAACAUUUUCACAUUUGACUUUUGAUUAUUGAAGGCUGCAAGAAGCAGGAAUAUGUUUUUGCUGCACCAUAAUAGUAAAGAUAUUUAAAUGGAUGUUUAAUUUAUUUGAGUUCAGUCAUGGAGGUAUAGGCAUCAUGUAUUGUCUGGUUAAAAGGAUACAUAAUCUCUGUCUCUUGAUAAGAUUUUUAAAAAAUAUGUAUUAUUUAACUCCUCUUGUCUGCUUUUUUGAUAAUAUUUUAAUUUGAGUGAAAUGAAGC
Danio aesculapii is the source of this 4932-nucleotide messenger RNA. It is a transcript of the gene stac, whose product is annotated as SH3 and cysteine rich domain. The transcript is spliced from 11 exons. Gene Ontology annotation, cellular component: extrinsic component of cytoplasmic side of plasma membrane. Gene Ontology annotation, biological process: positive regulation of voltage-gated calcium channel activity; skeletal muscle contraction; positive regulation of protein localization to plasma membrane. Gene Ontology annotation, molecular function: transmembrane transporter binding. The record is from RefSeq and is a predicted model, not a curated record. Bases 200 to 1486 code for a protein of 428 amino acids. Lineage: Eukaryota; Metazoa; Chordata; Actinopteri; Cypriniformes; Danionidae.